This is a messenger RNA of Xenia sp. Carnegie-2017, 5307 nucleotides long. Its product is annotated as DNA excision repair protein ERCC-6-like. The transcript has 19 exons. The record is from RefSeq and is a predicted model, not a curated record. Gene Ontology annotation, biological process: transcription-coupled nucleotide-excision repair. The coding region runs from base 337 to 5082 and encodes 1581 amino acids. Gene Ontology annotation, cellular component: nucleus. Lineage: Eukaryota; Metazoa; Cnidaria; Anthozoa; Malacalcyonacea; Xeniidae. Gene Ontology annotation, molecular function: ATP binding; ATP-dependent chromatin remodeler activity.
CAGUUCAAUCUUUUUACAACAAGGGAUACCAGAGAUAAACUAUGAGAUGAGGAUAAUCCGCGGAUUAAGUUAACCUGAUAAUCCGUUAUGCUGGACUUGCGCAUGUGCAAUUUAACUUCUUCGGCAGAGACAUCAAUCAGAAGCCGCAAAAUUUUGUUUUUCUGAACUUGUGUUGUACCAGUAAUUUGUAUUUUACCUUUUUGGAGACGAUGUAAUGACACUGAACGCUUCACUAGUAAACAAUAGUUCUCAAAAUGGCCGGAAAAUGAAAAGAUUAUAAAAAAGUAUGUUUAAAAUGAACGACAGGUUAUAAUAGAUGAAGCCAAAACUAGAAAAAUGCUCGAAGACACUCGUUCAAAUGAUGUGAUGGACACAGAUGCAUCGCAUUGCGUGCCAAAAGUUGUGAAAAGUUUUGGAAUUUCUAUCGAUUCCAGUAGGAUUAACGAAGUUUCGUUGCAAGACCGUCCCGACGAUUUGAGUGGUUUAGAAGUGAACAUCUUUGAUCAAGAUGUGUUCGAAGAAGCAGUUUUACAGCAAGUUGAUGAGGCUAUUUCGAAGCGGGAAGAAGCCUUGAAAAAGGAGAGGUUGAUUAAAGAUUUGAAGGAAAUUGAAGAUGAACUUAGUAAUAUUCAUGGAAAGAUUGCUUGUGCCAAGCAACAUGUGAAAGAAUUGAUGAUAGCUAAAGUUGACGAAUUAACCAGAAGAAAGAAUGAAAUUGAACAAAGAUUGCUUGCACAAUCAAAAGAACAUGUUGAUGAUGAAGAUGUUCCAACAACAUCCAGAGAAAUUGAUUGUGAACAUCACGUGAACUCAAUUCUUCGUCUUGAUGGUCAGUUGGAAACGGAAACUGAAAAGCUUGUGCGCCUCGGUGAAAUGACGCCGUUUGGUAGUCUUGGCAACUACACAGCCAUGGCAGUCAAUACCAAGAGUGCCGAUGAUGACAUCAUCCCUAAUGUUACGUCACUAACACGUCAUAAGGGUUCUAUGAUAUCGAGCAGGACUAGUAAUGAUAGCAGUGUUGAACAUGUGAAAGACUCCUGUAGCGUCAAAACUACAUCAUACUAUGAAAUGGCAAACAAGGAUGUGGGUGAUAUGAACUUAAGUGGUGGUGCGGACAGUGAUUGCGAUUACGUACCGACGAAUGAAGAACUUAUAUCAAGUUUCAAUGAUGAUGAAGAUGAAGUUAUGCUGUUUGAUGAGGACGAAUGUUUGGAUAAUGGAUACAUCGACGAAAAGAAAAGAAGACGAAAUGGGAAAGAGAAAGUUGAGAAAGGCACGAAGAAAAUGAUGCAACCUACAAGAGAUGAUGGAGAUGAUAGGAUAUAUGAAAGGAGAAUAAGGGAGUUCAAGUUAAAAAAAUCACUUCGGGAAAAAGGCAUUUUUUACGAAGGUCAAACAGGUGAAGAAGACGACUUUGAGAACGAGAAAAUCGUGGACGAAGAGUUUGAGGGUGGUUUCAAAAUGCCUGCAGUAAUUUGGAAGAAACUUUUCAGGUACCAAAAAACUGGUGUUAAAUGGCUUUGGGAACUUCAUACUCAGCAAGCUGGUGGGAUAGUUGGGGAUGAAAUGGGAUUGGGAAAGACCAUUCAAGUCAUAUCAUUCCUAGCUGGUCUGAAAUAUAGCAAAAUAGGACGGCAAUCAUCCAAACAGAAUUGUCUUGGUCCUGUUCUCAUUAUCUGUCCUGCCACAGUUUUGUUUCAAUGGGUGAGGGAAUUUCAUAAAUGGUGGCCAGAAUUUCGGGUUGCUGUUCUUCACAACACUGGAUCACAUAAUGGAUCAAAGGAAACUCUAAUUACUAAAGUUCGUAACGAACCUGGCGUGUUACUUACAACAUACUCUGGUGUAAGGUUAAAUCAAGACUCUUUACUGCAAUCACGUUGGGAUUACGUCAUCUUAGAUGAAGGUCAUAUUAUACGGAACCCGGAUGCUGAGGUUACACUGAUCUGUAAACAGUUUCGAACGCCACACCGUCUUGUGUUGUCUGGCUCACCGAUGCAAAAUAAUCUUCGUGAAUUAUGGUCAUUGUUUGACUUCGUUUAUCCUGGAAAACUGGGAACAUUACCUGUGUUUAUGCAAGAAUUUUCCGUACCAAUAACAAUGGGAGGAUAUUCAAAUGCUUCCUCUGUUCAGGUACAAACAGCAUACAAAUGCGCAUGCAUUCUGAGGGACACGAUAAACCCGUAUCUUCUAAGGAGAAUGAAAAAAGAUGUGAAAAUGAAAUUGGAUUUACCGAACAAAAAUGAGCAGGUCUUAUUUUGUCGUUUGACUGAGGAACAGAUAGAUCUGUACAAGGAAUACCUUUCAUCAAGAGACGUCAGUUCAAUUCUUUCGGGAAAUAUGAAGGUUUUUCCCGGUUUAAUCAUGCUUAGAAAGAUUUGCAAUCAUCCAGACCUAACGAGCGAGGCUGGUUCAAUAUGGAAACUGCGAAAAGAUUGCGAGGCCAAGCAGACUAAUGUUUCUAAUUAUACAGAGGGAAAUGACGACGGCUAUGGAGACUGUAAACGGUCUGGGACCAAGCAUAACAGUGCUUCUGAUAAUUCGGAGGGAAUUGACCUCGGUUAUGGGGACUGGAAACGAUCUGGAAAACUCAUAGUUGUACAGUCUUUGUUGAAACUAUGGAAGAAGCAAAGUCAUAAAGUAUUGCUUUUCACGCAAACUCGUCAGAUGUUGAAAAUCUUUGAAAUAUUUGUGAAAUCUGAAGGUUACAAUUAUUGUAAAAUGGAUGGCACUACUUCAAUUUCUUCUCGACAACCGUUGGUUGAAAAAUUCAACAAGGAUGAUUCAAUAUUUGUUUUCCUUCUCACAACUCGUGUUGGUGGACUGGGCGUGAAUUUAGUUGGUGCUAAUCGUGUCAUCAUUUACGAUCCCGACUGGAAUCCUGGAACGGAUAUGCAAGCGAGGGAACGCGCGUGGCGCGUGGGACAGAAAAAAGACGUCACGAUUUACCGUUUGUUGACCACGGGAACUAUUGAAGAGAAGAUUUACCACAGGCAAAUUUUCAAGCAGUUCCUAACGAAUCGCGUCCUGAAAGAUCCAAAACAGAGACGUUUCUUCAAAUCCAAUGAUCUUUUUGAAUUAUUUACUUUGGACACAUCUGACAACAAAAAAACAGGCACAGAAACAGCCGCCAUAUUUGCGGGUCUUGGUUGCGAAGUGCCUGUUCCUAGGAAGUCGAAAUUGAACAAAUGGAAGCACAAGAGUACUCGAGAAAGAAAAACUUCAAAAAGCAUCCAGGAACGAACCCAAGAAAUUCUCAGAACACAAUUUCCGAAUCGGAUAAUGCAGAAACAGAAUGAAAAAUGCGAUGAUGAACUAAAUGAAAAGGAUGUUUCGUGUGAAAAAGGAAAGUCUGUACUCGAUCCAAAUGAAGUGACAGAAAAUUCUUUAAAAGAAGAAGAAUUAAAAAAGCAAAUAACUGAUAGCAGGAACGUUUUUGAAGAAAAUACAAUGAAACUGUCCGACAAUUCACGCAAUUGCUCGACUUCGGAAGAAGAUCGUAUUUUUUCGCCCAAUGCUCGGCUACAUACUGAUCCAAAUUCAGGUUGCUCAACCUUGGAAGAAGAUCGUAUUUUUUCGCCUAAUGCUCGGCUACAUACUGAUCCAAAUUCAGGUUGCUCAACCUUGGAAGGAGAUCGUGUUUCUUCGCCGAAUGCUCGGCUACAUACUGAUCCAAAUUCAGGUUGCUCAACCUUGGAAAGAGAUCGUGUUUCUUCGCCCAAUGCUCGGCUACAUACUGAUCCAAAUUCAGGUUGCUCAACUUUGGAAGGAGAUCGUGUUUCUUUGCCCAAUGCUCGGCUACAUACUGAUCCAAAUUCAGGUUGCUCAACCUUGGAAGGAGAUCGUGUUUCUUCGCCGAAUGCUCGGCUACAUACUGAUCCAAAUUCAGGUUGCUCAACCUUGAAAGGAGAUCGUGUUUCUUCGCCCAAUGCUCGGCUACAUACUGAUCCAAAUUCAAGUUGCUCAACCUUGAAAGGAGAUCGUGUUUCGUCGCCCAAUGCUCGGCUACAUACUGAUCCAAAUUCAGGUUGCUCAACCUUGGAAGGAGAUCGUGUUUCUUCGCCCAAUGCUCGGCUACAUACUAAUCCAAAUUCAGGUUGCUCAACCUUGGAAAGAGAUCGUGUUUCUUCGCCCAAUUCUCGGCCCAAUAUUUCUCGGAAUUCUUGCAGUACUGAUAAGGACUGUGCAGAAAAGCUACGGAUGUCAAAUGAUUUUGUUGUGAAAGAUGUAAAAAUAGAUAAAAAUGAAACAAGAAAAGGAAAAGGCGGGAAAAGCUUAGAGAAGCGAAAGAAACGAAAAAAGCGAAAACGAAACGAAAUCGAAGGUGUACGUAUUAGUCAGUUGAGUCAUUCUGAGCUUUACGAGGAUAAGAAAAGCCUGGAAAAUGUCGAAAACAAUUCAGAUGAUGAUUACAUAUUAAGAAAGCUAUUUAAGAAAUCAGGUGUUCAUAGCGCCCUUCAGCAUGACACGAUUGUAAACUCGGGAAGGGCUGACCAUAUCUUGAUCGAAAACGAGGCGAAGCGUGUCGCAGCCGAGGCGACCGAGGCUCUCAAACGGUCACGUGAACAGUGUCAACAAUUGAGAAACAGUGGUUUGCCCACGUGGACGGGACGAUCUGGUAUCGUGGGUUCGCCCCUUGUACCACGGGGGAGACGUUUAUUUGGUCCCACAUCUAACGUGGAAACAAAGUGUGAGAAUGGAUCAAGUGUGCCAUUUAGUGGGAAGUCAUUCGAGCAUAAUAAUGGAAUAGAAUCGUCCAAUUCUGGUCUCGGGUUACCUAUGUCUUCCACGCAGCUACUUGCACGAAUGAGAGCCCGCAAUUCGAUCGGAGGCUCCAAUGUAGCUGGAGACAUGCAGUCUGGCGAACAAAAAUACUUCGAAACAAUGAUGGAAUUGCGAAACUUUAUUGCUAGUGGUUGCUCGUGCCCAGGUCGCGCAACCACACAGGAAAUUCUUGCUGAAUUUUCUAGUAGACUUUCCGCUGAAGACAGUGCAAUAUUUCGACAGCUGCUUAGAAGUAUUUGUAAUUUUAAUCGAUCAAUGUCCGGAGAGGGAUUGUGGAUGUUGAAAUCAGAGUUUUCUUGAAGUUAUACUUGUUAAUAAUAGUUAUAUUUUGAGUUGUACUAAGUUACAUAUUAGUGCUAUACAUAUAAGUACUUUAUGGUUGACCUGCGGGCUCAAGCUAACUUUUAUAUUUAGGUUUUUUGCUAGUUAUAUGGCAAUGUUAAUAGAACUUUCAUUUACUAUGUGAUGUUUUCAUUCAACACAGUAAUGAUCUUCCAAAUGUUAAAUUAUAAAGUAUAAGAACAA